This is a messenger RNA of Lodderomyces margitis, 2928 nucleotides long. RefSeq lists its product as uncharacterized. The transcript has a single exon. The record is from RefSeq and is a predicted model, not a curated record. The coding region runs from base 1 to 2928 and encodes 975 amino acids. Lineage: Eukaryota; Fungi; Ascomycota; Pichiomycetes; Serinales; Debaryomycetaceae.
AUGUUUUCGAGAAAUAGGUCGUCUAGAAGCUCCCAUGGCACAGCCUACACGGGCGUGAGUCAAAACACAAACAAUAAGAAUAAACCAAAUUCUGGAGCAUUGGCUGCAGCUUUAACUAUUGGAAAUGCAAUGAAACAGCAAAAUGGUAGCCUGGACAUCCCUCGCUCACAAUCUUUCCAGUAUAGACCACCAAAUCCACAACAAAGGGUCUCAUCUUUGACUAGCUCAAAUGAAAGUCUUUUGAAAAGAGGGUCGAGAUCCAACUUCCAGUCUCCUCAAGCACACGCCGCUCCUCAGAGACGUUUCUCAAAUGGGUCUUUUUCUUCACAAGGAUCGAAUAGAGGUGUCUCGUCAUCUAGCCAGGCUGCAGCUUACUACAAUUCCCAACAUCCGGAAAUUUAUGAUAUUGACGAUAGUUUUAACGAUUCCUAUUUAGAUGAAAUAACCGAGGAAUCUACUCAAGUAUACUUGAACAACAAAGCAAAUAUGCAGGAUCUUAGAUUGCCCACAGCAAAUCUGGGAUCUCAGUCGAGAGCGGCCGCUGCAUCUGCUCCAGUCCGUAUGGUUAAGAAAUACGUACCCAGUCCCACAGGAAUCAAGGUUAUCGAAGUGCCAGAGUCCACUUUCCAGAAGGAGCUAGCAAGAAGUAAUUCCAUGCGAUUGAAUCCAAUUUCCUCGAGGUCUAAUUCAUUGAGAAAUACUGCCAACAAGAAACCGCCCUCAAGGGCCAGCUCGUUAAAUUCUAAACUGCAACAUAGACCGGUUCAACAGGUGAGAAAUGUCAGUACUCCACUGAAAAUGCAAUCCAUGAGCGAAGAUGUCAAUUUGGAAGAUUCGUUGGGUAGGCUAGACACGAAUCAAGCGCAGCAAGCCAAGUUAAGAGCGCUAGAAAAGGAAAUUGAGCAUGAAAAGCAAUUAGCAAAGGAACUUGAACUCAAGCGUUUAGAAUAUCAGAGAUUGAGGGAGCAGAACCUUGCUACUGAGAAAAAACAGAGGGAAAUUGAGGACUUAUCGACAAAGAUCAAUACAGUAGGAAAUAAGAAGGAGUUCUCAAGUACCAGUGAUGAUGACUACAUUCCCAUUAUUGAGAAAACUAAAGCGGUCGAUGAAUUGGAUAAAAAGAAGCUCGAUAAGGAGGAAGUAGGUGAUGACAAGACUGAUGUAUUGGGCGAGAGUUCAAAGGACCACACUCAAAUAGAAAACCAAGUUGGAUCAAAUGAGAUAAUUGCAAGUACUGAGGAAGAGGCUGAUGAUAAAGUGUUGGCUGAAAAUUCACCAGAUGUAGUGGAUCCUGACCACAAGCUUGGUGUAACUUCAUCACCCAGUGAUGAUUACGUCGACCCUCAUCGUGAUACCGUUGACUCUGAUGACAGCUUAGAUGAAGAUCUAGGUAAUGUUAGAGUGGCUGUUGUUGUUGAAAAUUCAGAUGUUGGUGACGAGUCGAUACCUAAGCCACUGCUUGACAACUUGGGUAGUGAUAUCGAGGUUGUAAGUGACUAUGACGACGAGGCUGAAAACAAUCCAAAAUCUUGGGAAACGGAUGAGUCAGAAAGAUUGGAUGCCGAUUCGGAAAUGAGGGUAAUUGCUCAAUACGGAAUGACCUCAACGGACGUUGUUAACGAAGUUUCGGAACCAUCUAGCUCAACUGAUGCAGCUCACUUAGACAACAACGCUGCAGAAAAUGUUACGACGGCGCCACAAAUUUUAGAAUCGCAUGCUGACGAGGAUCGUAACACAGCUACAAUCAAUAGCAAGGUGGAAAGUGCUGACACUUUAUUGCCUCCUGCGGUUGCGACAGCGCUGAGCUCAAAAUCGUCUAUUUAUUCCAAUGACUCGACAAAGAGGCCAAUUAAGUCUGCCAUGAAGUCUUCGAGCUCUUACUCACACCUCCCCCACAAACAAGGUCCUCCUCCAGCGCAACAAAAUAGCAAUGCUGCAAGGCAAGCAUAUUUGUCUUUAACUACAGCUGAGAACACGAGGUUGAAUUCGAAAUUGUCAAACCCACAAUUACCUCCACCCCAAUUUUCCAAUGCAAAGCCGCAUCACCAAGUUGUUGGUAACGAUUUGGCUUACUUGGGUGCUAGUAAUGGUGGCGCAUAUCCUCAGUUCUCGACAUCUCCCCAGUUGCAGAAGCCGCCUACAAAGAGAUUAAGUCAACAAACUUUACGAAAGCAGCAACCUCAACAGCAGCAGUUCCAACAACAACAACAACAACCAACACAGUUUAGAUCAUCAAUGAGGCCCCAAUCGAUGGCUGGACGUCCUGGACAACAGGCGGUACAACCCCAAAAACCCCCAACUAUGAGCAACCGGAGUUUGAGAAACAGUACAUAUGUGCAGCCAAUUGCACCUCAUCCUGCUUUACAAAAGAAUUAUGUUUCUCCAGCCAAAGUGAAGGCUGCUGAUCUCUAUGCAAAGGCCCAAGCAAGACCAUAUUCUGACUUUAAACCCUUGAAGAAGAAAUCAUCAUUUUCGAAGGAAUCUGGAGAUGACGUCCCUCCUAGAAGCCCAAGCAGAGGUCAAAACCCUGUUUCGCAAUCAAAGCCCCAACCAAGAACGACGUUGAGAGACCUUGCUGAUCCUUCAACCGUGCAAAACACUGACAGCCAAAAGCUAGCUGUUGAUCAAAAUGCAAGUAAUGGACAAACUGGCCGCGGUGGGUUCACUUCAAGGUUUGGCGACUCUGAUGAUGACCUACCAUUGAGGAAUGGAACAGCCGAUAACAGGGGAUUUAAGUCGAGGUUUAAUGACUCGGAUGAAAAUCUUCCAAGAAUGGCAACGCCAGCUGCCCAGUCAUCGCCUCAAAAACAACCAGGGUUUGCUACAAUGAGGGCGGAACCUCCAAAUGAGGUGCAGGCUGAAGCACCAAAGGAGAAGAAGAAGAAGUUUGGAGGUAAAUUGAGAAAGUUGUUUCAAUCCAAGAAUUAG